Messenger RNA from Biomphalaria glabrata, 6566 nucleotides. RefSeq lists its product as uncharacterized. The record is from RefSeq and is a predicted model, not a curated record. NCBI's taxonomy places the organism in Eukaryota, Metazoa, Mollusca, Gastropoda, Planorbidae. The transcript has 11 exons. The coding region runs from base 151 to 3234 and encodes 1027 amino acids.
CGACAACGUAGCGAAGAGCCUUUUUUUUUCUUUGUUUUUUUUUAACUUUAUACAUUUUACCCAAACUUCUAGAUCUAGAUUUAUAUAUAAGAGACUAGACUUCUAGGCAUAGGACUAGGAAUACUAGGAUCUAACUAUUUAUGGUAAAAUAUGACUAAGCCAAAAAACCUGUUAUUGAUAAAUGGUUUCCCUGAAGGGAUCAAAGUUUUACAGUUGGUUAAAUUUUUGCAGACUUCUUUUAGUGACAAAAAUGUUUGUAAAGUUUGGAUGGAUCCAUACAAAGAACCAAGAGCUGUGGCAAUGUUUGAGUCAUCUCUUGAUGGAGAAAAGAUUCAUCUUUUGAAUGGAAACCUUCUAUGGGACAAUCAUCCUAUCACUUUUGAUGUCAUUGACCCAACAGAGCAUGUAUUUGUAAGAACAUAUGGUACAAUGAACAAUAAAGCUGAAAUUGAGCUAAAAUCACUUUUUACUGCAUCAUAUAAUUGUGUUGGCAUAAAAAGGUUGGAUGAAGAUUGCUAUUGCAUAUCAUUUCAAAAAGAUUGGGAUGCAGUACAAGAGCUUUGUGAACUACCAUGGAUAUAUCAUGAUCAAGCUCUCUCAUUAUUUCCUUUCUUUGAUUGCUUCAAUGAAUCAUUAGAAGUUCAGUAUGACAAUCUUCUAAUGAAAAGUGAAAAAGGAUGCAAGCCUACUAUUUAUAACAGUAAACAAGAUUCGGUUUCUAGAAAUACAAGUCCGAAAAUCCAAAGUGUUGAAAGCGAGCAGAGCAAAGAAAGGUUAGAGCAGAGCAAAGAAAAGUCAACAUUAACUAGAACUCCCUCAGGCUAUAGCAAUGUUACAAAUGAUAAGUUACAGGAAAUCAUGCCAAGUGAAAGCUGUUUUGAAAAAUUUACUAUUGUUUUUGCUCAUCCUUUUUUGCCAAAGUUACUUUUUCUAUUAAAUAUUCAGAAAGGGAUGGAAGAACAUAACUGUUUUAGUACUCAUGACUGUACUGACAGCUUGGACUUUGAAAUUCAAGUGGAUAAAAUAUUCUUUAAAAAGCUGAAUGGGUUAUUUAACAAAGAGUUUCAAAAGUUAAGAGACUCACCCUGUAGAAAUGAUUUUUUGGCCCUUGACAAAGUUCAACCAGAUUUAAAGAAGAUUAUCUCAACUUUAAAAGCUUUUGUGACUCUCACAUUGAAUGAUGAUCUACUUCAUAUGGAUGUCUGCACAAAUAAUAACAUUAAGGAUAGCUUUGAGAAUUUUGUCAGAUCAAUAGUCCAAAUCCAAAAGUUCUCUUUGCCAUCAAAUCAAGACUUAUUGAAAAACAAGAAGUUGGAAAGUUUUGUUGAGCAUUUCAAUGAAACAAAUACUUACAUGCAUAUUUUUCAAUCAAAACUAAUAGUUCAGAUUGUGUUUUUGCCUCAUUUUAGUGAACAUGUACAAAUUUCAUUAGAUGCAAUAGACAAUAAAAUUAAAGACAUUUUCUUCAUUAUCCAACCCACUGCUUGUGACAGCACUUCACAGAAAGAAUGCUAUGGUGCUACAUCUGGAAUAAAAGUCUUUCAUGAAAGUACUCUGCCAUUGCCCCCAAAAAAUAGAAAUGUUAAUAAAGUGUAUACCUUCAAAUAUUCAUUUAUGGCAAAGAUUUUAUUAGCACUAAAUGUAGGUAAGGCUGUACAAGAAAAGUAUCCAUGCUUGACUUUAGAAGUAUGUGACCGGGAAAUAAACUUCUCUGGACCUAAACAUGAUGUGGAAGAAUGUUUAGAUAUUCUUCGCCAUCAAGAAGAAAUGAUUACCUUACAGCAAUCAAGACCUAAUUUCUUUGAAGAUAAUAAUUCACAGCAAAAAGUAUUAACAUUAAUACAAAGUUCAGAACAUUCAAUAUCUUUUGAUAAGACAGAAUUAUAUGCAUUGGUAGAACCUGAUCAAGAAACAAAAAUACCUUUCAGGGAAUAUUUAACCUCACUUCUAAUAUCCACUGAUAAUUUUCUAUUGCCAAACAAUGAUUUUGAAAAUUAUAAUGAAUGGAAGAAAUUUAAAACAGAUUUUAGAACUCAAUAUCCUUAUUGUCAAAUAAUUGUCACAGAUGAUUCACAAGUAUUUCUUUUCUUCGUUCAAAAUACUGAUAAUGAACAAAGGAUUCAAUUGUUAAAAGACAAUGUUGGUAAAACUAUAUCUUCAAUGUUGGAAAACUUUACAUCAAACAUUGCAGCUUCUGAGCAUUCAGAAAAUACAAAUGAAUGUGCUUUGAAAAGAACAAGAGAUUUUGACCUUUCUGCACAUGAAAAGCAUAUUAUUUGUCAUGAUGUCAACAAAACUGAAGAUCAGAAAGAAAAAUCUGUUGCAAUGAUAACAACUAAAAAUGCUGAAGCUGCUACAAAUGUAACAAGUCAGUGCGUUACAAAAUUUCAUUGGAUGUAUGAAGAUGAAACUCCUGCUGAAUUAAAUGUCAGAAAAAAAUUUCAACAAAUUGAACAAAACAUUAGCAAGUUGAUUGAGGCAGCUUAUAUUCAAGACAAUGGAGAAUCUAAUUUAGAUAUUAAUUCUGGGCCUUAUGGGCAUGUUGACUUUUCCAAAAUGACUAUCGUUUUUAAUGAACAGACCAGAAGGCUUAUCAGAACAGAAAAAUUUAGUGAUUUACCUGAUCAAGUUGUCUUACCAGAUACAUGGCAAAACGUGAACCUGGAUGUAUGGAAACUGUUUGAACUAGGUCCCAAUGAAAAAGAAUUCUCAGCUCUACUGGAUAUUUUAGAAACUGAGUUAAAUUCUGAGACAAACAAAGUUGAAAUUUUAAAAGUUGAGCGUUUACAAAAUAUAAAUCUCUUCAAGCACUUUAAAAUGAAAAGCUCUCUAAUGCAAAACCCUGAAAAUCCAACUUUUUUAUGGCAAAGACUAGCAUCAGAUACUCAGGAGCUGGUUUGUCAACAUGGCUUUCAUCCAAUAUUUUGUGCUAUACAUGAUGCUGAAGAUCUUGGAUCAGGCAAUUUAUUUUUUGAGAAAGCUUUGAGAUGCUUGCAUACAAGAGAUUUCGUUGAUAAUACAACAGUGUGUCUCCUCUAUUCAAAAGUGCUGGUUGGAAAAAGUGGACAAGGCAAAAGAAGUAUGAGAUUACCUCCGUUUGAUAAAGAAGCAAAUGUAAUGUAUGAUUCUGUGAAGCUUGAUGAUGCUUACAUGGUAUUUAGUGAUGUUCAAGCCUACCCGUCUUAUUUUGUGAUGAUAAAGAUGAUUAGAAGGAUUAAGAAACAUAGUUACUGAAAUAAUGCUAUUUUGUUGUUGAUUCAUAUGAACCUGUUUUUUACAGUAGUAAUAUUUAUUUUAUUGUUUAUUCAUAUGAACCUGUUACUUUGUGUAAUAAUACUAUUUUGUUGUUGAUUCAUAUGAACAUAUUGUUUUUCCUUAAUUAUGACAAAAAAUCAUAUAAUUAAUCCUUAUCUAACACAUUAAAAUGUUACUUUGUGUAAUAAUACUAUUUUGUUGUUGAUUCAUAUGAACAUAUUGUUUUUCCUUAAUUAUGACAAAAAAUCAUAUAAUUAAUCCUUAUCUAACACAUUAAAAUAUAUGUAACUACAUUUGAAAUGUUUUUUAUGAUUUUUGUUUUGGUUGUGUAUACAAUUUUAUUUAAUAAAAAUAAAGAUCUUUAAUUUUUUAAUGGUUAAAACAAAUAUUACAUUAACCCAUUAAUGUCAGUCGGGACCAUUGUAGAACAUUCCUAAAAUCCCCUUUUCAAUAUGCUUACUUUAAACUUUUUAAAGAAAAGAUUUCUUCUUUGUCUCCUUGCAAGCAAUACUAAAAAUCAUUGUGUAGAUUACUGAUUCUAUUUUUAGCUUUUUAGUAAAAUUGGGAAGAUUCUUUAUUGCUUAAAUAAUUUUUCAAAGGAACGGGCCCGUAGCCUCAGUGUAUAUAUCAGAUGAUGGUCAUCUGUUUCUGUGGCCCAGUUAACAAGGGUAUCAUGUGGACAGCACAACGACCAACCGCCUUUACUUUUUCUCAACUAAUGUCAGGUACCCAGUGGCUCAACCCAAUGUUCUAAAUUGCACUCUAUUUAUCUUUUAUAACUACAAAUGAAACCGUGGAUUCGACUUGCUAAAUAUUCCAUUGGACCAUUUAAAAUUUAAUUUGUACCAGUGGCCAUUUUUAUAGUGUUUCAUAUUAAAUCUCAUUUUAAGGCCUGAUUUUCCACCAUUUUUCAUCCUGUGUAUUCUUGUAAGUAUUUAAGAAUAUAGUUGUAAAAUAGGGAUACUAAGAAACCCCUCAUGGGCUCAGCCUCAGGCCUUGCUGGGAUGAGGGAACCCAGGCAAAGCUCAAGCGGCCAUGUGUCACAACAAUGAAUGUGAUUAAAUGACCAUCUAGUUUGGUGAUGGGUAAGAUUUUUUAGUCGUGGGCCAAAAACUUAAAAGGAAAAAUUUAGGCGGGCCAAAAUAUUGUUUUAUUUAAAAAAUACAGAAAUAUUCUAUUACAGCUUAUCGAAAUUUAACUAAUACCAAACAUGAAGAUGCAAUAUCAGUUUUCAUAAUUUGGUUCAAAUCAGGACUUUGUUAUCCUUAAGAAUUAAUGGAGAUGUCCUUCCAUUAAUCUGUUUCUGACACUGCUUAGUUUAAGUAUCAUUACUGAAAAAUCUGCUUCGAACUAUAAAGAUUCAAAUGCCGAACACAUUUUCUGAGCAUGAGAAAACUGGUUUCGCCAGCAAAUCACCACUUGCUGUUUAAUAUGUCUUAUUAAGUACUAUUCUUUGAUGACCUAAACAAAAGAUUUGAAGACAUUCUUCAUUUGGAUAUUCCUAACUGGGUUUUGAGCCCUUUUAGUGUUUGAACAAAUUCAAUUCACAGAUGAAUCCUUACUAAUUCAGGUGCAGCUUUUAGAAAUAUCCACAAACAAAGAAUGUAAACCAAUGUGUGAACAAUGAUACCACCAAUUCUGGUUAUAAAAACAGAUUCUUAUUCUAUAGUCUGCAUUAUUGGUCAUUGUAAAGAAAUCAUUCACUGAUUUCCUGUCUUUUUAUUUGGUACAACAUGGAUUUGUUGACUAAUCACAAAUCAAAGAAACUGACUAAAAAUGUGUUUUUGUUAAAAUUUGUGGUUACAACUUGCAAACAUUGUGGUGCACAUAAAUACACUCAUAAAAUCUCAUGUUUCUCAUCUAAUUUUUUUCAAUUUUAUUUUAAACACAAUCUAUAAUCUCAAUAAACUGUAUUGCAAAUAGAUGUUUUUUCUUUACAUUUCUAACUUGUAUACUAUAUAUGUAGCUUUUUUUGUAGCAAGUUUUGACUAUUUAAAGUGGUCCCUGGGUAAAAAAAAAAAGGUUUGAGAAUCUCUGGUGUAAAGAAUGGUAUACUCUAGUCUUAAUACAUACAAACAAUUAAAACUUUUAAGAUCGGAAACAUUUUGUAUGAAGGUCCAAAAAAAAAAGGUCCUUAAAAUUAUUUUAUCUUAUGAAAUUCAGACAAUACUUCAAAAAAGAAGAUGAUCACGUUCAACAUGUUUUCCUAGAUCAAUCUAGUCAUGCAUGUUAAUAAAUGACUUCUGCCAAGUCAUUGGAUUUCCUGGCUGACUCAGGCAACCCAUUCCAAGCUCUAAUAUCGGUAGGAAAGAAGGAACAUUUGUACAAAUUUGUCCUAGCAUAUGUAACAAAGAAUGUGUCUUUAUCUUUGUGUCUUUCUGACUUUUUAUUAGGUUUUGUAUUUGAAGGUUAUGGUUUAGUGUUUAGGAUAUUUCUAAAUUUAGGGAUUUUACUUAAGAUGUUAAUCCAUUGUGAAUAUUUUCUUGUAAUUUUUUUUAGUCUGUGUUACUGGUUUACCAUUAUUUAGAUAAGUGGAAUUUAUUUGUUUUAGCUUUUUUGUUACUCUUGACAACUGACAUUUUUCUGGGUGGAAAGACAUGCUCCAAUUUGAUGCCCAUUUUCCUAAUUCAUCUAAUUCUCUUAGUAAGAUUUGUGCAUCUUGUGCUGGUUUUGUUGAAAGGUCCCUUUAGAAGCUUUUCCACUAUCUUCUGAUUAAAACCAUAUACUUUUAAAUAGCAGAAAUAUAAUACGUUUUUUUGUUUAAACUUCUUAAAGAACCGGUGUUUGUAUGUUCAAAACUGUUCAGAAACAACCAGUUACUUAGAGCUCCUCCAUAUAUGUUAUUUUCUUUUUAGCAUUCCUGGGUACAAUGUUAAUGGGGAUUAAGCUUUCCUGCUGAUCAACUCAGAUCAAGCCAGAUACAUUUUCUCAUACAUGGAGUUUUAUGCAUAUAUAUUUGCACUUAUGAUAACUAUUGCAAAUUUUUCAUUUCAUUUUUGAAAAUUGGUAAUCAACAUAAAGUAUAUAUUCAGCCGUUGAUUUUCAGUUGUCCUCCUUUGUAAAGGUUGGUCCUUCUUUGCGAGUGCAAUGUUUGGUAACACUAUUCAAAAGUCACUAACAGUGUUUGUAUAUAUGAAUAGCUAUGCUCUGGUGACAGUUACAUGUGCAGCAUAGUGUGAAUGUGAAAUGGUGCAAAUGCUGUUGAAAAAGUAAAAAAUGGAUUGAGAAUAUUAUUGACAUUCUUAUUAAUUAUGUUUUUUUUUAAAUUUGAUUUGACUAUAAUUUGACUAAUAAAAUCAACUAGUUUGACA